AUGAACGACGGUAAAACCCCGGGCUAUGUCUUUAAGAUGUUCCUGAUCGACGCCAAAGUGGAUGACCUAUUAACGAACCCGCAGUUUAUCGCGUGGACCAAGUACGCGAAUGAAUUUUAUGAGAAGAAUCAUGCAAAGAUAGCCUCGAUGGUCCCUGCAAUAGCAGCUCUCUAUGGCGAUGAUGCUGUUUUUGGUAUGCUUGACGCGGUGAAGAAGGUCCAAUCAACAGAGAAAAUCGCCUCCAAAUUGCAAGCUGAACAGAUUCAGCGGCUGCUGAGCAGCAAUCAAUCUCCCUCGCAUGUCUUCAAGGUGUUCAAUUUUGACAAUACAGGAUAUGAAGUUCUCAGCUCUCCGCUGUUCAAAACUUGGUUCAACUACCUCAAGAACUUCAACAACAAGAACCCCGACAAGAAAGAGAGCUUGCUGAAUUUAUUAUAUAGAUAUUACCAAGGUCAUGGUGUGGCCAGAAUCCUCGAGGAAGCGAUGAAGAACCCGAGUACUGUAAAACUGGCAAUGCAGUUGCAGGACGAACAGUACAGACGUAAUUUGCUCAGCAAAAACUCUCCCGAGAACACUUUCUAUGCGUUUAUAUUGGCAAAACCGGGAGCUACUGACGGUCUUCACUUUAAAACACUUCGCGAUGGCACUAUAUAUCUGCCGCGUCUUAGCAAGGCGUCGGAUGGUCUUCUGUCAAGUUCAGAUUUCAAGCUUUGGGCUAAGUAUCUAGAGGACUUCAACGCAAUGUACCCCGACAGACAAACGAGCAUGUCGUUCUUUGAUAAAACUAAUUUAAAAUGGAGCGCUUCAACAAUCGCAUUUAGCGGACCGACUUGUGGCCUUAGUUUGCACACUUCCAUCCGUCAUCAUGAUCCCAACCGCGCUAGUACAGUGAACGACGGCGCUGGAGGGAAGAAGGAGAUGGAGCUGGAACAUGAGAUGAGAGAAACGCAGUGGCGUGCGUCUGAUGAGAAGACCAAGACUGCGCUGGAGAACAAGAUUCCCGUUGUGAUCGAAGACGCUGCUACUAUCCUGGAUCGCCGCAGUUUCACGAGGUCUUUAAAAUUAAACUUUGAAGUGGUGUGGUAA
Molecule: messenger RNA, 1086 nt
Organism: Phytophthora nicotianae INRA-310
Lineage: Eukaryota; Oomycota; Peronosporomycetes; Peronosporales; Peronosporaceae
Exons: 3
Coding region: 1-1086 (361 amino acids)
Source: RefSeq, a predicted model, not a curated record